Apis laboriosa (Himalayan honeybee) is the source of this 1042-nucleotide messenger RNA. RefSeq lists its product as uncharacterized. Lineage: Eukaryota; Metazoa; Arthropoda; Insecta; Hymenoptera; Apidae. The record is from RefSeq and is a predicted model, not a curated record. The transcript is spliced from 6 exons. Bases 1 to 1023 code for a protein of 340 amino acids.
AUGAUGGACGCGAGCGGGAACCGAGCGACGGCGGCGAGGGAGGACGUAUCUGGGAAAAGAUGGCGCGAUGUGGAGCACGCGAGGAAGGAGCUGGCCUCCGUGAUCGAGAGGAUCGAGGGGACGAGCGGCCUCGCCGACCGCCCCGUGAAAUAUUUUCGGGCGCGGCGGCUACUCGCGCGCCCAACGAAACCUCGGUCGAGCCUCUUCCCCCUCCUCCUCCCAACAAUAGGCGGGAGACACCUGUGGAUCCUCGCCUCGAUCCUCGCUUCGAUCCUCGGACGAUCGGCUUGGAAUUACGGGCAAGCCGCGCGUCACCACAAGUGUUUGGCCGAGCUGCCCCCGUUCACGCAGAAAAUAUUCCGGCCGGCCGAGGAUUGCUCGAUCUGUACGGGGGUGGAACAGGUGGACAGGAUAUUCGACGUGGAUCCAUCCGCUUUCGAGGAACGAUACGCCUAUUCAGGAAGGCCCGUAGUGGUCGUGGACGCGACUAUUAAUUGGACGGCGACGGAGGUAUUCUCGUUUCAUUUCUUCAAGUCGUUGUACGAGGGCGUGGACGGGAAUUGCCAAUUUUUCCCGUACAGAACCGAGUUCAAGAGUCUUCGGGACGUGUUCGAGAUGAGCGCCGACCGAUCAUUGUUGGAGGAGGGGACGGAGCCUUGGUACGUUGGCUGGAGUAAUUGCGACGAGGAAAUCGGCAGUUUGCUAAGGCAGCAUUACCAGAGACCUUAUUUCCUUCCAGCCACGGCAGAGACGGAGAAGACCGAUUGGAUUUUUAUGGGUAGCCACGGAUAUGGGGCCCCUAUGCACGUCGACGACGUAGAACACCCCUCGUGGCAGGCGCAGAUCAAGGGCGAGAAAUUGUGGAUUCUCGACCCUCCCAGGGAGUGUCAUUACGCUUGCAACAGAUUGGAGGUGGUUGUGCAUCCCGGUGAAAUAAUUGUUCUCGACACGAACCGCUGGUACCAUCAGACGGUAAUCGUGUCCGAAGAGAUGAGUAUCACCAUCGGUGCGGAGUACGAUUGAAACGGCGAGACGAUCGUGC